AUGCGCUUGACAUGGCUGCUUUUGCUGGUCGAGGCGUGGGCCCAGCUGCCCGCCGCGGACCUGCCGAUGCCGCCCAUGGCCUCGGAGGCGAUCAUCGGGCCCACGCUGAAGGACUCCAAGAACUCCUGGCCCAAGAAGCGCCAGGUCUUACCCAAGGGCGCGCCCAACAUCCUGCUGAUCAUGAACGAUGACGUGGGCUUCGGCGCCUCCGACACCUUCGGGGGGCCCAUCCACACGCCUUCCAUGUCGCGGGUGGCCACCAAAGGCGUGACCUACAACCGGUUCCACAACACGGCCAUCUGCUCCCCGACCCGCGCCAGCCUCAUGACGGGGAGGAAUUCCCACGCCGUGGGCACCGGGCAAAUCACCGAGGCGGCCGCGGGCUUCCCGGGCUACACGGGGCUCAUCCCGAAGAGCGCCGCCACGGUGGCCCGGGUGCUGAAGGACUACGGCUACGACACCGCGGCCUUCGGGAAGUGGCACAACACCCCGGUGAACCACCUCUUCAAGACCGGGCCCUUUGAUCAGUAUCCUACGGGCUUGGGCUUCAGCUACUUCUACGGCUUCCUGGCGGCGGAGACCUCCCAAUACGAGCCCCGGUUGUUCGAGAACACCAACCCCAUCGAGCCGCCCGUUUGGAAGGACAGGCCCUACCAUCUCACGGAGGACCUCGCGGACCGCGCAGUGAAGUUCAUCAAGGACAACCGCGCCUUGACCCCGGACCGGCCCUUCUUCAUCUACUUCGCCCCCGGCGGUACCCAUGGGCCUCACCACAUCUUCAAGGAGUGGGCGGACAAGUACGCGGGGAAGUUCGACAUGGGCUGGGAGAAGCUGCGCAAUCUCACCUACGAGCGCCAGAAGACGAUGGGUUGGAUUCCCCAGAGCGCCGAGCUCACGAAGAUCGAUCCCACCAUGGAGAAGUGGGAGGACAUUCCGGAACCGCAGCGCGCCUUCCAGCUACGCCUGAUGGAGGUGUACGCGGGGUAUUUGGAGCAUACAGACACCCAGCAUGGGAAGAUCUUGGACGAGUUGGAGCGGCAGGGCCUCUUCAACAACACCUUGAUCAUCUACAUCAUGGGCGACAAUGGCGCCAGCGCGGAGGGAGUGCACGGCACCAUCGACGAGAUGCUCUUGGAGAACUCCCUGCCCUCCACGGCGGGCCAGCAGAUCGAGGUGCUCGAUAAGGAGUUUGGAGGCCUCAGCGCGCUGGGAGGCCCGCAGGUGGACAACAUGUAUCAUGCCUCGUGGGCCUGGGCGCUGGACACGCCCUUCAAGAGCACCAAGCUGGUGGCCGCCCACUUCGGGGGAACCAGGACGCCCCUGGCCAUCUGCUGGCCCAAGGUGAUCAAGCCGGACCCGAGACCUCGCAGCCAGUUCCACCACGUCGCGGACAUCGCGCCCACCAUCUACGAGGCCAUUGGCAUUGAGGCGCCCGGGCAUGUGGAUGGGGUUGCGCAGCAGAAGCUGGAUGGAAUCUCCAUGGUCUACACCUUCAACAACGCCACAGCGGAGGAGAAGAAAGCGGCCCAGUACUUUGAGGUCAUGGGGAGUCGGGGCAUCUAUAAGGACGGCUGGUUCGCCUCGGUCUUCGGGCCCCGCAUCCCCUGGAAAGACACCGACGAGGCCGCGCUGAAGAAAUGGGACCCAGACACGGAUGUGUGGGAGCUCUACGAUCUCACCAAGGACUACACCCAGGCGCACGACCUCUCCAAAGAGAUGCCCGAGAAGUUGGAGAAGAUGAAGCAGAUCUUCCUUUUGGAGGCCAGCGAGAACAAGGUGCUCCCCGUGGGUGCGGGGCUCUACACUGUGUUUUACCACCCCGAGGAGGCGCCCAAGUCUCACCUCACCGACUUCGAGCUGUACCAGGGCAUGACAAGGAUCGCGGAGUCCAAUGCGCCCUCCUUCAAAAGCGGGGUCUCCUCUGUGAGCACUGUGGACUUGGACGUGCCGGCCGAGGCCUCCGGAGUCUUGUACUGCGUGGGCGGCACUGGCGGGGGCUUCUCCUUGUACCUGGACGGCGGCUACCUCUAUGCGGAGUACAUGUCCACGUUGCUGUACCGCUACAUCGCCCGGUCUGCGGCGCCUUUGACCCCCGGGCGUCGCAAGAUCGAGGUGCGCCUCUCCUACGACCUGUCCGUUCCCAGCAUGGCCCCCCCCGCGGACUUGCGGCUCCUCGUGGACUCCCAGGAGGUGGGUUCCGUGCGGGUGGAGAAGUCCGUGCGAUUUUCCUUCGACCUGGCGGAGACCUUCGACGUGGGCACGGACUUGGGGUCCCCGGUGUCGCUGAACUACGCCAAGCGGGCGCCCUUCAGCUACCCCGCCACCAUCCACGCUGUGCACAUCAAGUACACAAAUCACACUCGCCGGAGUGUGGUGAUUUAA
Molecule: messenger RNA, 2382 nt
Organism: Effrenium voratum
Lineage: Eukaryota; Dinophyceae; Suessiales; Symbiodiniaceae
Source: the annotation of a GenBank genome assembly